AUGGCACGGAACGAUCUCGAGCCAGGGUUGCAUAUUUCUACUUCGAGUUCUACUGAACCCCUGGGCUUGGACGAAACCUUGAAGGCAGUAGGAGCCCCGGCCGACCUCACAAAAUCGUUCGAUCAUGAUGAUGCCUUAACGCCUCAGGCUGCGCCUGCAGAAACCAUCUCGAACUUCAGCGAGAUUGGUGUUAGCUUCAGAGCUGCCGGUGGGACCACCGUCAGUCGAGAUAGUGACGACCCGACAAGUCCGCCGUCGGAGGGCAUCACACAAGAUGCGGAAACCUCGCUUGCGGAAUUUUCUCGACCUCUCGACAGGAGAGCAAUCAUUUUGCUACUUAUACAGCAUUUCUCAAAUUCGUGGGGCUCGCGUACGGCCGAGUUCGCCAUAUAUCUCUUCCUUAUUACUGUCUUCCCAGACACCCUAUUGCCCGCCUCCAUCUUCGGGUUUCUUACUACAGGUACUGCGAUCGUUCUCUCAGGCUGGGCGGGUCAUCAAGUUGAUGUGCAUCACAACCUUCGUCUCGUUCGUGUGUGCAUAGCCACCGUCAAACUCUCAGCAUGUGGGGCGUACGCUGGGAUACUUGCCCUACUAUAUCGCCAGGUCCCUGGAUCCGAAUACAUCUGGUCGUCUUCCCUUUACGCCGGAAUGUUUGCAUUGGUCAUCCUCUGCGGCUGUGUUCAGAAUUUGGCGGGGGUUGCUAUCACUGUCGCAAUUGAAAGGGAUUGGGUGACCGUCAUCGCGGAGGGGUCCUCAGUGCAUCUGACUAUGCUUAAUACAUAUAUGCGGCGCAUUGAUCUGUUGUGCAAGUUGCUCGCACCACUGUUCGUAUCUCUGCUCACAAGUGUCGCUUCAUAUACCUUUGCUGCUUACUUGUUGUGUGGCGUCGAGGCAGCGUGUGCUGUCUUUGAAUUGCUCUGGAUAUCAGUUGUAUACCGACGACUUCCCGUUUUACAAAGAGCCCAAUCGGAGAAAGAGGCAGUCAGAGAAGAGAGGCAGCAGUCGCGCGAUACCCCCCAGCAUAUUCGCUUGGUUUAUCAACUCACAACAAAAAUUAGGUUGCACUUGCUCGAUUCUAUCUCGGACUGGAAGGAGUUUGUUAGGCAUCCAAUAUUUCUGUCCUCAUUUGCCAUUUCUUGCCUUUACUUCACCGUUUUGAGCUUUGACGGUACGAUGUUGGUUUACCUUAAGUCUCAGACAUACGACAAUGCGUUCCUUGCUGGAAUGCGUGGCUUGAAUGUUGUUGCGGGAUUACUUGGGACACUGGCAAUGCCAAUUUUGGAACGGAAAUUGGGUUUGUACAAGCACACUAAUCAGUUAGAAUUCAGGUGGGAGGCCAUAUGUCUAAUCCCCGUCAUGCUUUCAUUUUAUGUCGGUGCCCCUCCAUCUAAUGAACGUGCACCGAGUUGGAAUGCUGCUAUGCUGUUUGGAGGCAUGAUGUUAUCUAGAAUCGGACUCUGGGCAUUUGACCUCUGUCAGCUGAAAGAGCUGCAGAUGGCACUGUCUGAUCAUCCCCGGCGAAAUGCCAUCACUGCGCUCCAGUUCUCGCUGCAGAACAUCGCUGACAUGCUGAAGUACGUCGUCACUAUGAUUCUGUCGCAACCUUCGCAGUUCAAAAUCGCUGCUCUAACAUCGUUUUUGAGCGUGGAUGCGUUGCUUACCCGCGCGCGCAUAACCAACCUCGGUCUCCUGUUACUUGCUGCUCUCACCGCUUUCUCUUUGUUACUCAACUUCAAGCACUACUUUUUUACCAAUGCUAUCUCUCCGGGGCUCCACCCUCACUACAUUCGGCCGUCUGGAAUACUAGCGACGCUUCAGCGUGAUGCCUCGUUGGCCAACAUAGACCACUUGAUCAUUGUCCCUGGCCAUGCCAUAUGGCGGGGUAUUGAUCCCGCGCGGAGGUUAGAAGAUGAUGAAUGGAUCCUGGAACCUUACCAGAGAGGUGGGGGUCGUACCUCUGCGUUUUUCGGUCAUAUCGCUUCUGGAGUAGAGUUGGCCCGACAGGAUCACAAUUCAUUACUUAUCUUCAGCGGUGGCCAGACCCGACAUACCUCGAUGACCACGGAGGCCGAGUCUUAUAUGCGGUUAGCCCUCGCCUCCAACCUGCUGCCUCCUCCCAUCGCUCCAUCUUUUGCUGCCGUCCAUGCUACAACAGAAGACCAUGCGCUAGACUCGUAUCAAAAUUUGUUGUUUUCUAUCGCUCGAUUCCAUGAGUACACCGGUCGCUAUCCAGAACAAAUCACCGUAAUUGGAUACGAGAUGAAGAAGCGCCGAUUCACAGAGCUGCAUCGCGCGGCAUUACGAUGGCCGCAGGAACGUUUUCAUUACAUCGGUAUAGAUGCUGCAGGAGACGAGAAGAUGAAAGCACAGGAAGGCGAGAGGUUGAACGGUUAUCUGCCUUACACCUUGGACACCUACGGGUGCCACGAUAUCUUACUGUCGAAACGGCGCGCGCGUAAUCCUUUUAUGCGAUAUCAUUCCUAUUAUACAUCCGCACCAGAGCUAAAUACCCUUUUCGAUUGGUGCCCAGGGGAUCGUGAAGGCGGCCAGACCGGAUUCUUUGAUGGACCUCUCCCUUGGGAUCAUCCAUGA
Molecule: messenger RNA, 2592 nt
Organism: Fibroporia radiculosa
Lineage: Eukaryota; Fungi; Basidiomycota; Agaricomycetes; Polyporales; Fibroporiaceae
Exons: 11
Coding region: 1-2592 (863 amino acids)
Biological process (GO): iron ion transmembrane transport
Cellular component (GO): membrane
Molecular function (GO): iron ion transmembrane transporter activity
Source: RefSeq, a predicted model, not a curated record